AUGUCCAGCACACAAAAAACCUAUUUUCUCUCCCCGAAUUGGGACUACCCUCCUGACGGCCUCAUACGGCUCGGUAGCCUGAUCACGGACCCCCAAAAGCCUCAUCGUUCACUCAAUAGAGGAUCCCAAGUUGCCAUUGAUCAAGCCAACAUCGAUCAAAGUGUGAAGAAGGAAUGGGAAUUAACACGCGCACGGCUCACUGAAGUGCGCAUAGGAGUAUGGGUUAGCUUCCUUUCCAUCGUCGGCGUUGAGCCUGGUGCGGGCUACAAUCGCCAGCACGAUUCGAGCGAGAUUUACAAAUGUAAAGCACUCGAGACGAAUUGCUUCCAACCCGAUAAUACGUAUGUCUUCGAAAGCCUUCAGAACAAAUUCGUCCAGAGCUAUAUCAUCGAUAAUGGGCAUAGGCUUCCUGUCUAUAUGAUAACCGGAGUCAAGAUCGCAAGGGGUUUCAGGGCUACAACGACGAGCAGCAAGACACAAGGCGGGGAUGUGAAAUUGGGUGUCAACACGGCGAGUCUUGGGGCUCCAGCGCAGGCUGGACCCGCCUUCAAGAUUUCAUUUACCAGUUCCGAGGCGGCGUCGUUUGGAGCUGGUGAGGGAUCGACGGAUUGCGUGUUUGCAUACCAGCUGAUUAAGAUACGGUCGAAGAGAAACGAUAAGUUUACCGAAGAGGAAUUUUAUAAGGGGGCACUACUGAAUACGGAUGAAGAAGAAGAGGGAUGCUGCAUACUUGACCAAUUGAGUGAGGACUGGGACGUGGCCGAAGUUUAUAUGGACAUUCCCCACCGCACUGAGCAGAGUCCAGGUGCUGGGGAGAAGAAUGCGUUCCUCACUGUCGAUGAAGAUGGUGGUAAAGCUUGCGUUGUUGUGGUACCUGAAUAAUUGGUCUUGGGAAAGCACUUAGAGUUCGUCUCAUUUGAAUUGGAUCCCCAUAUAUUCGUCAUGCUCUAGCCUACGUUCUAUCUCUCAAGCGUUGGAGUAUCAUGUCCAUAACUGAAUCCAUUUUAUAUCCCUUCUUAGCCUGCAGCAAUCGCCAUGGUCGUAUAUAAUCGUACGUGUCUCUCUCACCCGCCAUAAGAGCGAAAACCUCUCGCAUACCGACAAUUGUUUUCAACUUCCAAAAAUGCUCCACCUCAUCAAUACUGAAACUUGCGGAAUUUCUAUACAAAUGCAAUCCCGCCAACUCUAGCAUAAUGGCUGCGAUUCCCGCCGCAAUGGGAGUCGCACAAGAGGUUCCUGAUUUCCGUACCUCAUGACCCUGAUUCAAGUGCAUGGGCCAACUUGACAUGACAUCCU
This is a messenger RNA of Hyaloscypha bicolor E, 1296 nucleotides long. RefSeq lists its product as uncharacterized. The transcript has a single exon. The record is from RefSeq and is a predicted model, not a curated record. Lineage: Eukaryota; Fungi; Ascomycota; Leotiomycetes; Helotiales; Hyaloscyphaceae. The coding region runs from base 1 to 882 and encodes 293 amino acids.